Pomacea canaliculata is the source of this 2634-nucleotide messenger RNA. Its product is annotated as alpha-(1,6)-fucosyltransferase-like. Lineage: Eukaryota; Metazoa; Mollusca; Gastropoda; Architaenioglossa; Ampullariidae. Gene Ontology annotation, biological process: protein N-linked glycosylation. The transcript is spliced from 10 exons. Gene Ontology annotation, molecular function: glycoprotein 6-alpha-L-fucosyltransferase activity; protein binding. The coding region runs from base 765 to 2573 and encodes 602 amino acids. The record is from RefSeq and is a predicted model, not a curated record. Gene Ontology annotation, cellular component: Golgi cisterna membrane.
AAAGAACGAAGAACAUUGCUGAUAUCAAACUAUUCACACUACAUUGCAGACCACACAUUUCCAGAUAUUUCGUUGCGUGGAGACAACCUUAUGCACGUGCGCACCCUCUUCCAGGGCUAUGCACGUAGCCCCGCACACGCCCCAAACUGCGCACGAGCCCCGCUGGCCAGCCAUGGCCGCCACAAAGCAUGGCCGUCAGUGCGAGAGGCGCAGCGUGUUGGAGUGAGGCGCCCUCUGUUGAUCAAGGACUGGUCGCCGGGCUACUGGCGGUGACGGCGGGACCUCACCGUGCACCGCACGUGCGCCUCUAGGCUUCACAGGCGCGCGGCGACCGAGUGUCUUGUUUGCGAGGAUGAAAUAGAAAAAAACAACUACAGCUUGACGGCCAUUUGAACGACGAGCACGGGGGGUGGGUUGGGAUGGGGGAUGGGAUGAAAGGCUACGUCUGCAACACCAGAGACCACCCCUAGGAGCGCAAUCUGUUGCCUGUGGUUGGCAGUGGUGGUGGUGGUGGUGGCUUUGUUGUUCCGCAUCGAUUCCCAGGCGUCCAGGACUAGGGCGGCGUGCAUGGCGCGAACAGACGACGUGGUUGACUGUGGUUUGCUGCCAUCAUCAUCCAGCGGGGCGCACGUUCUUCAGCCAGCCCUCGCCUUGUUUCCUCGUGAUAGUGUUUUCUCUCCCGUUCAACGUCAUGCUGCAUCGUGAGGACUGCAUGUUUACCGGAUGCACAGAGGAAGAGGUGACACGCAUAUAAGUUGCGAAAGAUGAAGAGCUGGAAAGUGAUUGCAGCGCUGCUACUUAUGUGGGUGGUGGUGAUGGUGUACAUGACCACAAGCCUGAUGGGGGGUGGAGAGGGAACAGCUCACAUUGAACGACAACUGCGCCAUGCAAUGGAAGAACUAGAUAUGCUUCAUGCCCAGAACAAAGAGCUACAACAGCUUGCCAAACUUGUGCAGGGGGUGGGAAAAGAGGAUCAAGAGGCUCACAUUCAGAAACUACAGGAGCGCCUUCAGAAAGCAACCAGUGAUCUAGAAAGACUGGGCAUCAAAAAAACUGAGCAGAGAUUAGCAGAUUACACUGGCAUAGAAACAAAAGAAAGAUCAGAGGCUUCACAACAAAGUCAUCAUUGCCCAACACUUGAGCGAGAAACAGCUAGACGAAAAGUUGAAAAUACAGCAAGAGAACUCUGGUAUUAUAUUAAUGCUAAGAUGAAUGAUUUGAGUACAAUGGCAUUGGAAAGCUCAUCUGUCAAGAAUCUUGUCCAAGAAAUGCAGAAAUCACUUGCAGGCUAUCAAAGUGUGAUGGUUGAUGAUUUUCACUCGUUACAACUUGUUGAUGGAGAUGAGGACUGGCGAAUUUCUGAGUCUAGAAAACUUGGUGACUUGGUGCAGAAACGCCUCCAUUUUUUACAGAAUCCAGCAGAAUGCAGAAAAGCUAGGGUGGUAGUGUGCGAUCUAAAGAAAGGCUGUGGAUUUGGAUGCCAGGUGCAUCAUGCAGCAUACUGCCUGCUAGUUGCAUAUGCUACAGAACGCACUCUGGUGCUGGAUUCAGAAGGCUGGAGGUAUGCAGGUGGUGGAGGCUGGGAGUCGAUGUUUCAGCCACUGUCUGACACUUGUACAGAUGCUUCAGGACAAAGUGUACAUUGGGCAGCAUCUUCCCAAGGCAGUUCUCCAGUAAGAGUUGUACACUUGCCUAUUGUGGAUGCUCUGCAUCCUAGGCCAGACUUUUUACCUCUGGCCAUCCCUGAGGAUCUAGCACCUCAGCUUAAGACUUUCCAUGGCGACCCUCCUGUAUGGUGGAUUGGUCAGCUGUUGCGAUACCUUAUGCGGCCACAGAAACAUCUUCAAGAGGACUUUGAUCAGUCAGCAAAAAAGAUGGGAUUUCAGAAGCCAAUAGUAGGAGUCCAUAUUCGACGUACAGACAAAGUAGGAGUAGAAGCAGCUUUUCACAGUCUAGAAGAAUACAUGCGGCAUGUGGAGGAUUACUACCAGCAGCUGGAACACCGCACUGGACCUGUUACACGACGUGUAUAUUUAGCUACUGAUGAUCCAGGUGUUCUGAAGGAAGCUAGAGAAAAAUAUGGGAACUACAAUUUUGUAAGUGACAAUGACAUAUCUCGGACAGCAUCACUGGGAUCUCGCUAUAGUCAGAGUUCGUUGAGGGGGAUCAUUCUGGACAUGCAUUUCUUAUCCUCAACUGAUUACCUUGUGUGCACAUUUUCUUCACAGGUGUGUCGUGUGGCAUAUGAGUUAAUGCAGACCCUGCAUGGUGAUGCGUCAACCUUCUUCAGAUCUUUAGAUGAUUCAUUCUACUUUGGUGGCCAGAAUGCUCAUAACAUGCGGGCUGUAGAAAAUCACAAAGCUUCUCGUCAUGAAGAGUUGUCCAUGCAAGUAGGCGACUUGUUAGGAAUAGCAGGAAACCAUUGGGAUGGAUUUUCUCAAGGAACUAACCGCCGUUCUGGACAAUCAGGACUGUACCCAUCCUACAAGGUGGUGAAUGACAUUGUGGCAGUGAAGAUGCCACUUUAUGUUGAUGUGAAAGAGGAUGAUAAGGAAGAUAGAACUAUGCGGUGAUAAAUGUUGUGCUCAUUUUUUAAGGGUGUUUGGGGGGAAAAUAAAACAUGUUGUGACAAAA